Messenger RNA from Oppiella nova, 2991 nucleotides. Lineage: Eukaryota; Metazoa; Arthropoda; Arachnida; Sarcoptiformes; Oppiidae. The record is from the annotation of a GenBank genome assembly.
GAAGCUUUAAAAGAAGGUAAAGAAUUGGCGAAAGACUUGGGUUGUAGUGAAUCUGAAGAUUGGUUACAAUUUUUGCGAAAUGUCGACCCAAAGGAACUGGUGGCUAAGACUAAGCCAUCGACACGACCAGUAUUUGGCACUGAGUUUCUGCCCCUUUCCGCACAAAAGGCUUUUGAAAUCAAUCAAUUCAAUUCAGACAUCGACUUAAUUGCGGGCAUAAACUCAAAUGAGGGGUCAUUCCUGUCAGCCAAACACUUGCCACCAUUAGAUGAAGUCAUGACUGUUGAUCACUUCAAACAUGGCGUUCAAGUGGCUGACAAAAUGUUUCACGGAUUGGACGAAAGUAAGGCAUUUGCAGAUAUUUUUAAAUGUGGUGAUGAGAUGUCGAGUGUCGCACACGGGAUGGAUUUACCCAUUGUAUUUGGAUGGGGUUUAACCCCAUGGCAUGGCAUGGUUCACCUGUUCAGUGAUACCGACGCCCAAUUCAGUAGAGAUGUGAUGAGAAUGUGGACUAAUUUCGCAAAAUAUGGUAAACCGGAUGAUAAAUGGCCGCAAUUGUUAGGUGACAAUAAUGUGCCGAAAGUAAAGAAUUUAAACCCCGACCCAACUCUAAAACCAAUGGAUGACCCGUACGGUCGAGUCUAUAAUGAGUUCUGGAGUCACUACUGUUGGAGUAUCGUUUUUUGUUGUNAAACUAAUGUUGACGUGAAAACCACUUCUGGUGUAGUGAGGGGUCAGACAAUACAGGUAUUGAACACAACUAUUAAUGAGUUUUUAGGCAUACCUUAUGCCGAACCCCCGGUUGGAAAGCUUAGGUUUGCUAAACCAGAACCUAUUAAAACACCCAUAAAAGAUAUAAUAGAUGCGACAAAAUCAAAGGAUUCAUGCAUUCAAAAUCCAAUGGAUAUGUUUCCUAAUCUUACAUUUAGUGAGAAUUGUUUGUUUGUAAACGUAUGGACUCAAAAUGUGGAAACCAAUGGCCCAUCAAAACUAAAACCAGUUAUGUUUUACAUACACGGAGGGGGUUUAGCCGUGGGAUCAAUAUUUACUUUAAAUGGUAGUGUUUUGGCCACCAAUGAUGUGGUGUUUGCCUCAACCAGCUAUAGAUUGGGUCAAUUAGGCUUUCUAUAUGGGGAUCAGGAGGACGCGCCCGGAAAUGUCGGUUUUCACGACCAGUUAUUGGCACUGAAAUGGGUAAGAGACAAUAUCCAUGCAUUUGGAGGGGAUAGGGAUCAGAUCACUAUACUCGGUGGGAGCGCAGGUAGUUGGUCCGUAUCGGCUCACAUAUUGUCUCCUCUAUCGAAAGACUUAUUCAAGAGGGCUAUUAUGGAAAGUGGAGCUCAUCUGUACAAUAAGGACAGGGAUAUAAUCAGCAAAAGUGAAUCAAUACUUGUGGGCAAACAAAUGGCUACGGAUUUCAAAUGUAGUGAAUCUGAGGAUUGGUUGCAAUGUUUGCGAAGUAUUGACGCAAAAGAGUUCAAUAAAUACUCAAAACCGAUGACAUAUCCGGUGUUGGGGACAGACUUUCUUCCGAUUUCUGCACAAAAAGCAUUUGCAGACAAAAACUUUAACUCAGAUGUGGACAUUAUAGCCGGUAUCGCCACCAAUGAAGGUUCACUACUGGCAAUGUCCUUUAUUCAGCCCAUUGGGAACACCACUUUGGAUGACAUUGAAAAGGCUAUCAAAGCGGUUGAUGAUGUUUACCAUAAUCUUGAUGUUAAAAAACUCGAAGAUUUUUAUUUGAAAAAUAUAGACAUAACCAGUCCAUUGGCAUUGAGGGAAGCCUUUUAUGAGUUGGUCGGCGACUUAAUAAUGAAAUGUCCCACAUACCAUUUUGCCAAACAAUUUGCUACGAGUGUCCAAAAUAAGAAAAAUGUUUACUUCUACCAGGUUACUUAUAUGAGCCAAGCAUUUGCUAAGCAAAUACAUUGUGAUAUCCCAGGGAUGGGAAUAUGUCACUGUGCUGAGGGUGAUUUUGUAUUUGGCAAUCCAUUCAUUACACCCAAUAUUUAUAGCGAAUUGGACAGACAGUUUAGUUUAGUGUUAAUGAAAAUGUGGACCAAUUUUGUCAAAUAUGGGGGUCAGACAAUACAGGUAUUGAACACAACUAUUAAUGAGUUUUUAGGCAUACCUUAUGCCGAACCCCCGGUCGGUGCGCUUAGUGAGAACUGUCUGUUUGUAAACAUUUGGACACAAAAUGUGGAAACCAAUGGCCCAUCAAAACUAAAACCAGUUAUGUUUUACAUACACGGAGGGGGUCUGAGUAUUGGCUCUGUAUUUACUGGAAGUGGUAGUGUUUUGGCCACCAAUGAUGUGGUGUUUGCCUCAACCAGCUAUAGAUUGGGUCAAUUAGGCUUUCUAUAUGGGGAUCGGGAGGACGCGCCCGGAAAUGUCGGUUUUCACGACCAGUUAUUAGCACUUAAAUGGGUCAGAGAUAACAUUCAUGCCUUUGGUGGGGACAGGGAUCAGAUCACUAUAUUUGGUCAGAGCGCCGGUAGUUGGUCAGUAUCAGCACACAUACUGUCGCCACUAUCAAAAGGACUGUUUAAGAGGGCUAUUAUGGAAAGUGGUUCUCAUCUGUACAAUAAGGACAGGGAUGUGAUCAGCAAAAGUGAAUCAAUACUUGUGGGCAAACAAAUGGCUAAGGAUUUCAAUUGUAGUGAAUCCGAGGAUUGGUUGCAAUGUUUGCGAAGUAUUGACGCAAAAGAGUUCAAUAAAUACACAAAAUCGUUAACAUAUCCGGUGUUGGGAACAGAUUUUGUGCCCAUUUCUGCACAAAAAGCAUUUCAAGAAAUGAAAUUCAAUUCAGAUGUGGACAUAAUAGCCGGUGUGGCCACCAAUGAGGGAUCAAUGUUUGAGGCAAUCUUUGGUUUACAGCCCACUGGGAACACCACUUUGGAUGACAUUAAGAGAGCAAUCAAAACGGCUGAUGAUAUUUACCACAAUCUGGAUAUUCAUAAACUCGAAGAAUUUUAUUUGAAAAAUGUUGAC